Molecule: messenger RNA, 2941 nt
Organism: Drosophila ficusphila
Lineage: Eukaryota; Metazoa; Arthropoda; Insecta; Diptera; Drosophilidae
Product: organic cation transporter protein
Exons: 7
Coding region: 679-2439 (586 amino acids)
Biological process (GO): transmembrane transport
Cellular component (GO): membrane
Molecular function (GO): transmembrane transporter activity
Source: RefSeq, a predicted model, not a curated record
CGGCGGAUACACAUCGCACCCAUCGCUCUUGGCCAGCUCGUCCCAACGGGCCUAAACGGUUCCGACAAGCGCACUAAUAAAGCCAAAACAAAAUAUUUAACAAACGUUUAUUAAAAUCAAGUCGAGCGUGCGCGUUUAUUUUUCGUGAUUAUCCAAACAGACAAACAACCAACUCCUCUUCUAAAUUGCGCCGCGAAGAGAUUUCCAUUUUUUAUUGGCCGUGGCGUGUGCGUUCUGUGACAGAGCCAAUGAACUUUGAAAUAUAGAAAAUAUUUCGAAAGACAUUAAAAACAAUAUAUAUACAUCCCUAUACUAAUUGCUGUCGGGAAAAUUUGUUUGCGGUGCGUCGCGAAAAAAAAACUCUUGUUUCUACGCUGCAAGAAUUGUUUAAAUUUACACUUUUCUUCCGCCUGAUCUGCUUUGUCGGUUUGUUCGUAAACAAAAUUUCGGCCUGAGUUUUCCCAUUCCACAUAUAUGAGCUGAAGAGUCCAAGCCAAAGCAACAAAUGUGACAAGUAACAAUAAAUUGUGAUAGAACACAUGUAAACUCAGCUGGCACUUCUGGGUUUCUAUCCUAUCCCCCAAGGAAUCAGCUUUCAAAGGACAAAGUCACACCAAUCUACAGUACAAACACAACAACCAACUCAACUCACCUAGCUUCAAUUGAACUCAUUUCAACAUGGAUUUCGAUCAGAUUUUGGCCAAAUGUGGCGACUUCAAUCGCUACCAGUUCAUGAUACUCGCCCUCUUUGGUUUUAUUAAUAUCAUCGUAUCGAUGCAUUACUUUACACAAACAGUCAUUAGUUUUGUGCCAGACCAUUGGUGCUAUCACGAUAAGCUGGUGAAUAUGACCUAUACGGAAAUCGGGGAAAUAUAUGCCAAGUUUGAGAAGCCCUCGUGCACCAGACUGGACGAAAUUUAUGGACCUCACAAUGUCACUGUUAGCAGCAAACCCUGCGAGAAGUGGAUCUACAAUUAUGAUUUCGGCUACAGAAGCAUGAAUACAGAGCUGAACUGGGUCUGUGACUCGGCGUACAAGGCACGUAUUGGCCAGUCCCUGUUUUUCAUUGGAUCCGUGGUGGGCACUCUGUUCUACGGUCUGCUCUCCGAUAAGAUUGGCCGUGUCCCCGCCCUAAUCUUGUCCAAUUUCUGCGGGUUUGCCGGUGAUUUCUCCACCAUAUUCACCAAGAGUGUGGCCACUUUUACACUCUGCCGUUUCAUUUCCGGUCUGGCAGCGGACACAAACUUCUAUCUAAUGUACAUUAUAGUUCUCGAAUAUAUUCGCCCCAGCAUGAGAACCCUGGGUCUCAACAUGGCAGUGGGUUUGUUCUACUGUUUGGGCCUGGUAUUCACACCCUGGCUAGCGGUUUUGGUGGGACACUGGCAAAUCUACCUGGCCUGCACCUCGCUGCCCAUUCUGUUGGUGGUGUUGUACUACUUUGUGGUGCAGGAGAGCGCCCAGUGGUUGGUAACCCGUAACGAUAUUGACGGGGCCAUAAUGAGGCUGAAGCGGGUGGCCAAGUUCAAUGGCUGCCGCGUUCCCCAAUCUGACUUCGAUGAGUUCCGGCGACACUGUCAAAUGACUCGCGAAAUGCAAGGCGGCGAUGACAAGAAGCAGGCCACGCUGCUUGACAUGUUCAAAACGCCGCGCAUGCGCAAGAACACACUCAUUUUGUUCUUUAAGAGCAUGGUGAUCACCCUGUGUUACGAUGCCGUCUCUCGUAAUGUGGAGGGAAUGGGCAUCUCGCCAUUCAUCAUGUUCUCCCUGAGUGCCUUGGCUGUGCUGCCCUCGAGUAUCCUGCUCGUCCUGCUGCAGGAUCGCAUUGGUCGCAAAGGCAUGGCCUCGGGAUCCCUGCUGGUGGGCGGACUCUUCACCGCCGCCGCCGGAAUCGCGAUCGCUUACCAGCAGCACAACCACAAUGCCAUUUUGCUGGCUUGUCUGACGAUCGCCGCCCGUUUCGGAGUGGCCAUCUCCUACGAGUCGGGAUCUCAGUACGCCACCGAGCUGAUCCCCACCUGCGUGCGAGGACAGGGAGUGGCUGCAGUCCACGUGGCCGGAUUCGCGGCCUCCUUCCUGGCGCCCUACAUCCUCUGGCUGGGCACCUUCUUCAAGGCGGCGCCCUCGAUCAUCCUGGGCGUCUUGUUCUUCGCCGGCUCCUUCGUCUGCCUGCUGCUGCCAGAGACGCUAAACAGGAGCCUGCCCACAACCAUUGAGGAGGGCGAGGUGUUCGGAAAGGGCGAGCGUAUGUUCGACUUCCCGUGCCUUCACAACCGGCACGAUGACGCGGAGUCCGAUUCCGAGCUGGAAAAGUACAAACGCAAGCAUUCGCUGAUCGACGCCAAGCAGAUGCAAAAUGAGUCCUGCUCGAAUGGCAAGCGCAAGCAGUCCUUGAUCGACGCCGAUCGUGAGGAACAGGCUUUGAAGGACGCCAAGCACUGAGGGGUAAAAUCCCGCCCUCAGUAGUUCGUAGUUUAGCUAACCAAUUUUUGCCUAGACCCUAAGACACCAGGCCCUUAGAUUGAUCCAGGCCCGAAUGGCCUUCGAAAUGUGUGCUCAGUAUGCGGAAGCCUUUUCAUAUUUGUAUAGAGUGUACCCCUUUAAAUUUAUAUAUACUUACAUAACUACUCUAGCUGGUAAAAAUUUAGGGCGUAGCUGUACAUUUAGCUCGAUUGAAAAUUACUUUUUCCAAAACACUGAUUGUGGAUAAGAACGGAAUCGUAUAGUUAACACUAAGCGGCACAAAAUCACUUAAAUGAAACCAAUUGAAUACUUAACAUAAGAGUUUUUCAUACCUACAUGUACAUAUGUGCGAUACUACUUAGGCCAGUAACUGAAUGUUCUAUUUUUGAUUUCGAUCUUUAAGCAAAUGAGAACCAUUAAGCAAACUGAUAAUAAUUAUUUUAAUUUAGAAAAAAAUAUAAAAUAUACAAAUCAAAAUCAA